Messenger RNA from Scaptodrosophila lebanonensis, 2935 nucleotides. RefSeq names its product DNA ligase 4-like. The transcript has 5 exons. Lineage: Eukaryota; Metazoa; Arthropoda; Insecta; Diptera; Drosophilidae. Gene Ontology annotation, molecular function: DNA binding; DNA ligase (ATP) activity; ATP binding. Bases 24 to 2846 code for a protein of 940 amino acids. Gene Ontology annotation, cellular component: DNA-dependent protein kinase-DNA ligase 4 complex; DNA ligase IV complex. Gene Ontology annotation, biological process: DNA biosynthetic process; double-strand break repair via nonhomologous end joining; nucleotide-excision repair, DNA gap filling. The record is from RefSeq and is a predicted model, not a curated record.
GAUUGUUUGUAUUCGAAUGCAUCAUGGACAUCAGCAGCACAAUUAAGUUUCGGAACAUUUGCAACAUGUUUGAAAACAUGAAAAAUGCGAAAACCACGCAGCGCAAGGAAAAAAUCUUGCAUCGCUAUUUCGAGUCCUUCUGCAGACAUCGGAUGGCCUUUCGCCAGCAGGCCGGCAUAUCAGACAAUCAUCCCGAGGAUGGCAAAAGCAGCUUCUUUUCCGUGCUGCGUUUGCUAAUGCCUGGCACAGACACAUCGCGCGAUAACUAUGGAUUACAGAUCACAGCACUGGGACGAGUAUAUACGCGGGUGCUGCAGCUGGCCCGUGAUUCGCCAGAUGCGAUAAGCCUGCAACAUAAAAGCUAUACACCACAUCGUGACUAUGCCGAUGUGGUCCAUGCCGUGCUCAAGUCACGCUGCUUCAACAAUCCAAGUGACCUGACGCUGCUGCAAAUUCAUGAAAUGCUCGACAUAAUUGCCAAUGAGGACACACAAAGUAAAGAUCGGGAGCUGACGCGCUUCACCGAAGUGGCCUCGCCCUUGGAGCAAAAGUGGAUGGUACGCUUGCUGCUGAAAACCAUGAACCUGGGCAUUGGAGAGCAGCGCAUAUUUGCACUCCUGCAUCCCAAUGCCCGAGAUGUUUACCUCCGCUGCACAGAUUUGGCGCGCGUUUGUAAUUUAUUGGCCGACAGAAAGCUAUCGCCGGAUGUUGUGGCGAGCACGGGCGACGAUCCAAACAACGCCACAGGCACCAGCACCAGCAUAAAUUUCAAUGCCGUUAUUGCACCUUUUCAUCAAAUUCGUCCGAUGUUAUGCGAACGUUUUCCGGGCAAAAUUGAGGAGCUAAUGCAGUCAGACGUUCUCUAUAUGGAGAUUAAAAUGGAUGGCGAACGCUUUCAGUUGCAUUUUGCAAACAACCGCUUCAAGUAUAUUUCUCGCAACGGCGCCGACUUUACGCGAAACUUUGGUGACUCAUACGAGCAUGGCAAUUUGACGCCCAAGCUGCGCACCUUGCUGCCUCUGGACAUGCAAUCGAUUAUACUCGACGGCGAAAUGAUGAUCUGGGAUAAAAAUCAGAAGCGUUUCCGGGAGAAAAGCGAGAACAAUGAUGUGAAGCAUUUGAGCGAUGAUGGCAGCUGGCAGCCAUGUUUCGUGGUCUAUGACUUGCUCUAUAUGAACGGUCAAAGCUGUCUGGAUAUGACGUAUGUGCAACGCAGCUACAAACUACAAGAGUUACUGACGGAACAGCAGGGAGUACUGCAGCUGAUGAGGUCACGGAAAAUUGGUUCGAUCGAGGAAUUCAAUCGCAUGUUUCAAGAAGUAUUAGACUCCAAAGCUGAAGGCAUUGUGAUCAAAAAACAGAACUCCAUUUACAGGCCGGGCGUACGUGUGGGUGGAGGCUGGUAUAAGGACAAGGCGGACUACAUCAACGGCCUGACCUCUGAAUUCGAUUUGCUCAUCAUAGGCGGCUUCUACAAUCGCAAGCGCACCUUCAUAGAGUCAUUCCUGCUGGGCGUGCUCAAGCCCAGCACGGGUCCGGCGGGACGCAAUGAGGUGUACAGUGUGGGCCGGGUUAGUAACAAUACCCAGCAACGCUCGGUGUUGAACGAUUCAUUGAAAAGGCAUUGGCAUGAUUGCAAACAAGAGCCACCUCCGAUUUGGUACAAAUACAAAGCCGGUGACGUCAACGGCAGCCCUGAUGUCUGGAUCGACCCAUGUAAUUCAACCAUAUUGCAAGUGAAGGCCACUGACUUGGUGCCGUCGGCCGCUUUCUUCACGCCCAAGUCCUUGCAUUUUCCCCGCACUCAAUUGGUGCGCCACGACAAAGUUUGGAAUGAGUGCAUGACGCUGCAGGAGUACACGCAGCUCAGCCAGGGUCACGUUGCAGUCAAGAAAAUAACGAAGCGUUCCCUGCGCCUGGAGGACUUCACAGCCGAGCGCAAGCGUCAAAAGCUGACACCGGCCCAGCGUGCGAAACUGGGUCUGGCCGCCUACGAGAAGCGUUACGAUGCAGAGAAGUUGGAGCCUAUCUCGAAACUACUCGAGGGCAUCACAUUCUGCAUACUGACCGGUUCGCCAAGACGGCGUCAAAGCAAACAGUCAUUGCAGGAGCUGGCGGGCCGCAACGGAGGCAACAUAGUGGAGAAUCCGCUGCCCAAUGACGAGAACUGUGUUUGUGUGGCCGGCGAUAUUACCUGGUAUGUGGAGCUGCUUAUCAAACAGCAGCCGCGCACCAACAACAUUGUGAACAUGGAUUGGCUACUGCGCGUCUGCGAGCAACAGGAGCUGGUAGUGCGUCCCAAGGACGUGGUGGCGGCCACAGAAUCCUUGCACAAAGAAUUGACGCAGCACUAUGACAAACUCGGCGACUCGUAUACGAAGGCUAUUUGCAGUGUUUCGGAACUGGUGGAAAUUUUGAAUGACAUCGAUGAUGCUGCGCUGCAGGCUGCCGAUAUAGAUGAGCAGCAAUUGGCCGCCUUUGAGGCGAGCUUGCUGAGCAAAAGCGACGGCCAUUUCUUUCGUAAUUGCUAUGCUUUCUUCUACACUGAGGCAGACGAUGGCAAUGAUGUCAGGCUGGAGUUGGCGAAGCUGCGUUUCAUGCGUCAUGGCGGCUUGGUGUACAGCCUGCAGGACCUGUCCAGUGCAAGCCAAAAAAGUCGCCUGACCCACAUAUUUGUCGAACUGAACAGAUGCAAUCAGGAUGUAUUCCAGCAAUGGAUAUUGGAGCAACACCUAAGUCAUUUGCCAGCUCUAAGCACAGAGUGGAUUACACAAUCGCAUAGCGAGCGACGUAUCCUGAACACACAACCGUACCUUUUGGCGACAACGUCUCAGUUGGCUCUUUAGUAUAUUGUUGUAUAUUUUAUGUUAUAAUUAACUAAACAUUUUUGUUUAAAAACAUGUUGGAAUAAAAAAGUAUUGAGUGUUAAAGUGGG